This is a messenger RNA of Scomber japonicus (chub mackerel), 1651 nucleotides long. RefSeq names its product eukaryotic translation initiation factor 1A domain containing (gene eif1ad). The transcript is spliced from 5 exons. Gene Ontology annotation, cellular component: nucleus. Gene Ontology annotation, molecular function: translation initiation factor activity; RNA binding. Bases 166 to 702 code for a protein of 178 amino acids. The record is from RefSeq and is a predicted model, not a curated record. NCBI's taxonomy places the organism in Eukaryota, Metazoa, Chordata, Actinopteri, Scombriformes, Scombridae. Gene Ontology annotation, biological process: translational initiation.
CAGAAAACAGGAGCGCAUGUGGUCCCACUUCACUGAAAAUAGAAGUGAAAACUCUACUCAACGCGUCUUUCAUUUAAAGUCAUUUACAGCUGUCGGCAAACAUAGAAGAAACGAUAUCUUUCUUUACAUCAAGCUGGCGAAGGAAAGUGAAGCUCACCGUUUAUAAUGUCACAGGCUACCAAACGCAAACAUGUUGUCAAGGAGGUUCUUGGAGACUUUGUCACGCCCACAGAGAACCAGCAGAUUGUGAAGGUUAUCGGUAGCCGUGGUAACAACCUCCAUGAGACUAUCACGGCUCAGGGUGAGACCUUCCUGGUGAGCAUGCCCACCAAGUUCCGAAAGAACAUCUGGAUCAAGAGAGGUGACUAUGUGAUUGUGGAUCCUAUUGAGGAAGGAGAGAAGGUGAAGGCCGAAAUUAGCUUCAUUCUCUACAAAGAUCACAUUCAGUACCUUCAAAAACAACAACUCUGGCCAGAAGGCUUCAAGGAGGAGCAGCAAGCUCAGGACACAACAAACAAACGGCAAGAUAAGGAGACGCAGGAGAAAGACGAGGCAGAGGACGUUAGCGAUUCAGAGGACGACGAGAGCGAUCUGUUUGUGAACACCAACCGCUGUAACUACCAGUACAGCGAGAGUGAGGAGGAAGAGGACAGCGAGGAUGAAGACGAGGACGAAGAGAAAAGGACAGAAAAUGGUUCAUAGUGGGAUUGUGAAGGCACGGACAAUCAAGAGAGAUAAAGAGUUGUGAAAAUCAUCUGACAGUUUGCUUCCCGAGCUGCUGUUACACUGACUGAUUUGAUGAUGUUCACAGUCGUUCACUGUGAUGUAAGAGCUUCCUCUGAAGUUCAUAUGUGACAGCCAGUUGGGGACAUUAAACAGCUGGGCUCAUUCUUUAAAGAGGAGGGGACAGUGUGUGAAUCCCAUGCUGGACUUGGACUUAAUAGAGCAAAAUAAGUAAUUUUUGUAAGAUUGAUUUCAAGAAAUCUGUAAUGUUGACUGAAAUUGAAUACGAAGUUAGUGAUUUUCAUGUCAAAUUUAAAUUCUGUUGGAAAAUUUCCCCCCAAUUUUCUACUACAAACUAAACAUGCAUUGACUUCCAGUGGAGCCAUAACAGUUAAACUUUAGAUCUCCCUUGCAUAUUCAUCACAGAGUAAAGUGCAUUUGCAGGGUAAUAUUGCUGUAAAAUGUAAUAUCUAUUCUUCCUCCUUUUUAUAAAACAAACUAAAUGUUUUAAAAUCAGAUAAGAUGCAUCACUUUAGAAUUGUUAUCACCACUGAUAAAAUACCCAUCUGUCAUAUUUGAUUGUAGUGUCUGGUAUUGAGAGAUUCCUACAGAAAUCCGGGGCGUGGCUAGAAUUAAUACAGCGUUCCAGUAUAACUCAGCUGGAACUUGCUGAGUUGGCACUACCUUUUCACACAAGCCUUGUAGUGCUGAUAGUAUUGAUUUAGCUUUUCAAAUGAAUGCUGCUGACAGCCUCAAUGAUUUCUUUUGUCAAAAUCGCUUGAAGCUCUUUUCAAAUUGCUCUAAUGCCUCAUCACUUAGUGACAUUCCUUACUCUGUUGCUGAUCUUGGUGUGUUAUGCACAUUUUUGAGCUGUGAAAACAUGACUUGGACAUUAAAUCUUUCUGUCUUCCAAGAAUGUAUAUGUGAA